UAUAAAGGGGUGGAAAAGUGACUAUUACCUGCAGGGCAAACAUUAGCUAACCAGAAGGCAAUAACAAUGUAAACAAAAAACACCUGCUUAAAAGAUCUAAUACAAAUGUCCCUGUGGAAUGUAAGGUGGGAGUACUGUAAUUACCUAACGUUACAUUAUUAUUUUCCACAACAAUUUAGCCCCCUCCACAAUAUUAACCCGACGUUAAAACAGAACUAGCUAUUUAUUGAUUAGCAAUUGCCGAAUCAUGUAACAUUAGCUCAAUGCUAAAAAGCCAGGUUACUAUCACAUUCUGUAACAGACAAAUAAUUUCAUGUAGGCUAACGUUACCUACCUGCUACCUCUGUCUUUUUCUCGUUUCUCCUCUUCUUUUCUCUUCCCUGGGCACCUGACAGUUUUGGCCGUUUUGACAUCUUGUGUUGAUUUUUUGAUGUGGUGAUAUCCAAAAAGAGUCAUGAUACGGGAAGGGAGAGGGCGCACCGUGCGGGGGCGUAAUGUUGUAACAAAUAAUAAGGCUUUACUUUGCAUUUUAAUUAACGUGGGAUUAUUUUUUGUAUUUAGAAAUAAUAGUACAAACUUUUUUUUUUCUUUUUUUUUUUUCUCCAACAUUUGUGGCACUGGCGUGGCGCCCUUAGCAUUUGCCUAUACGGCCUAUGCCACGGGCCGGCCCUGCAAUUAGGAAAUGUAGGCCUUACUUUCUUCAAUUGACAUUUAUGUAGAAAACAUUUUGCCUGGAGCAUAAUAAUGUUGACAAACAUUUCUAUGUUACACUCCUUUAUAAUAAUGUUGACAAACAUUUCUAUGUUACACUCCUUUUAUAAUAAUGUUGACUAACAUUUCUAUGUUACACUCCUUUUAUAAUAAUGUUGACAAAUAUUUCUAUGUUACACUCCUUUAUAAUAAUGUUGACAAACAUUUCUAUGUUACACUCCUUUUAUAAUAAUGUUGACAAACAUUUCUAUGUUACACUCCUUUAUAAUAAUGUUGACAAAUAUUUCUAUGUUACAGUCCUUUAUAAUAAUGUUGACAAACAUUUCUAUGUUACACUCCUUUAUAAUAAUGUUGACAAAUAUUUCUAUGUUACACUCCUUUAUAAUAAUGUUGACAAAUAUUUCUAUGUUACACUCCUUUAUAAUAAUGUUGACAAACAUUUCUAUGUUACAGUCCUUUAUAAUAAUGUUGACAAACAUUUCUAUGUUCCACUCCUUUAUAAUAAUGUUGACAAACAUUUCUAUGUUACAGUCCUUUAUAAUAAAAAAAUAAUACCAAAUGUGAUCAACACGCUUUUUAAAGUAAAUCGCAAGGAAGAACCACAUUUGUAAAAAGGGCGCUUUUUUUUUAAUUUUUUUAAAUAAGUUGGGAUGACGUCAGAAACCCCCGCACAUGCGCACUGUGAAAGAACGCCGACUCGGUUGACGUCAAGAUGGCAUCCUCCUCGACAACAGAGGCCCUUUGGUAAAUUUAUUUCACAAUUACUCGACAUUUCCCCCCGCUAUCGGCUGCAACAAAGAAGGCGUUUUUAUAAAAAGUCGCGCUUGUCGUCGUCGUCGACUUUAAUAACAUGGCGACUGGAGCCCGCCGUGCUAGAGUAGGCCUCUGACGUCAUCAUUAGUGGACGGCUUCAAAGCCAGCGUUUUUUGCUACGAUGAGACAUAAAAACGCCACUUAGCCGCUCGCCCGCGGUGCGCGACUAAAUAGGACUCGUUGAUGCUGGCGUGGGGUCUGAGAGGAGAGUUUAAGACGAGCCAAGUACGCUAAGUGUGAGAAUAUAGCGGCGCAUGCUAGGCUAGGCUAGGCUAGCUAGCUAACCUGACCUCGUCCUUAAGUAGUUUUAAAAUGUUCCUAAGUAACAAUUGUACCUUCUUAAAGGAGGAACAUCCGGGCACUUAGCCAGUAUUAACAACACUUAUUGGUGAACUCACCUAAGUACCUUCUUAAAGGAGCAGUAGUGGAACAUCCGGGCAUUUAGCCAGUAUUAACAACACUUAUUGGUGAACUCACCUAAGUACCUUCUUAAAGGAGCAGUAGUGGAACAUCCGGGCAUUUUGCAGUAGUGGAACAUCCGGGCAUCCAGCCAGUAUUAACAGCACUUAAUGGUGAGUUACUCCAAGUAGACUUAUUAGCUUCCAUGAGGGAGCCUCGCUCUCGGACUUGACUGGGGGUGGUGGGGAGGGCGAAGAUGUCGGAGCUGCCGCAGAUGCCGCCGGAGCUCUGGGUGUCCGUGUUCAGCUACCUGAGCACGGAGGAGAAGCACGCCGUCCGCGGCUGCUGCCGAGCCCUGAAGAAGCUGGUGGACCACCCGUACCUGUGGAGGAGGUACACGGUGGUGCUGACGGACCUCCGCCGCUACACCUUCGGCUUCUGGGACACCCUGCGCCAGCGCAAGCUGACCCGGGUGGCGGUGCGCCACCUCCGGCGGAAGGAGUGGCGGCGGCUGGUCAAGUUCCUGCCGACGCUCACCGCCAUCGUGUUCGUGGACGGCGGGCGGGUCUACAAGCAGAAGUACCUGGACCACCUGAUGCAGUUCCCGGACAUCAGGGACGUGGGCGUGCGGGACACCACCUGGACGGAGCCCAUGCUGGGCCCCGGCCUGAUCGCCCACCUGAAGGAGCGGCUGACGCACUUGAGCGUGUGCAACGUCAGCCUGCCGUGCACCGUGGCCUUCGUGGCGGCCGUGUCGCAGCUCGGCAACCUGCGCUACCUGCUCUUCCACCAGCAGGGCUACGGCCUGGACAAGGUGCGCCCCGUGCCCCGGGAAGACUUCCACCACAUGAUGGUGCGCCUAAAGAAGCUCAAACACCUCUCCUGGGGGAUGCGGGGGGAGCCGCAGGAACCUCUGCCAGAUGACUACCUGAGCCCCCCGGACCCUCGGCAACCAGGCUCCCAGUACGGCGGGCCGGCCCUGACCACCUUGGAGCUGGUGGACUACCCCGAGACCAUCCUGCCCGAGACGGCCCUCUGGAGCCUGACCUCGCUGCGCUCGCUGACGGUGCGCUACAGGUACAUCCGAGAUGGUGUGGACUGUCGCCUGACCUCCUGGCUGACUCCCCUCAAGAACCUGGAGUCUCUCAGCAUCAUCGGUGGGAACUCCCUGGCCGUCUACACCACCACCAUCCCUGCCAGCGUGACCAGCCUGACUCUGCGCGUGGCCAUCACUCUCAAGGACCUGGACUCCAUCGCCCCCAAGGUCCUGUCCCUGGAGCACCUGGACAUCGAGCAGAACCGCUCCAGUGGCAGCCUGUGUCGCCGCAUCCCCAUGCUGUUCCCCCAGCUCAGGACUCUGCGCAUCAGGUUCUUCCGCCGGGAGCCGGAGAAGGACCUGCUGAGCCUCCACCGCCUGCGGCACCUGGAGCGGCUGGAGCUGCUGGUGGAGCGCUCCUUCAUCCUGAGGGACUACCUGAACGGACACCCCUGGCCCAGCCCCACCGUGCAGGGGCUCAUCAACCAGCUGCGGGGGAUGUCGGCCAACAGGAUCACCGUGGUCACCGCCAUGCGCCAGAGAAACCCCCUGAGGGAGUGCAACUGCGUGUGGGAGGGAGACCGAUGAGUACUCCUCUUUUCUCCCGUUUAGGACUUUGACGUAGCUGCGUUCCCGCUCUAGUUUAUUUCUAUCUUACCAUUUUCCUUUCAAACCUUUUGGACGAUUGAUCGUAAUCAUCGAUAGCUAAUGCUAGGCUACAUGCUAAAUGAGCCUUUAGCCGCAAAAGCAUUACAUAAAAAGUACUCGGUACUUGUGGACCGGAUGAAGAUUGUACAGCACUUUGAGUUUCUGGAAAGGGGCGGCAAAUAAGUUCUAAUGAAAAAUUGGAUGGAAAUGCUGCCAGUUAGCAUGCUAGCGUUGGCUAACGACAAAAAAACAACUGCGUGUGGGAGGGCGACUGAUAAGUACUCCUCUUUUCUCCCAUUCAGGACUUUCAUGAACUGUACUAUUGCUGCGUUCCCGCUCUAGUUUAUUUCUAUCUUACUAUUUUCCUUUCAAACCUUUUGGACGAUUGAUCGUAAUCAUUGAUAGCUAAUGCUAGGCUACAUGCUAAAUGAGCCUUCAGCCGCAAAAGCAUUACAUAAAAAGUACUCGGUACUUGUGGACCGGAUGAAGAUUGUACAGCACUUUGGGUUUCUGGAAAGAGGCGGCAAAUAAAUUCUGACGAAAAAGAUUGGGUGAAAAAUUGGAUGGAAAUGCUGCCCGUUAGCAUGCUAGCGUCGGUUAACGACCAAAAAAACAGACUGGCGAUACCAGCAAGAACGCUAACGUUAUCAUGCCAACUUUUUAGCUAAUUGUGUACCCUCAGUACUGUUUACUGUUAGCAUGCUAAUGUUAUUUCGUAGCAAAUUUUACAGCCAUACACCUCAGAGCUCUAACUUUGUGCUUGAAACGUUAACUGUUGGCAUGCGAAUGUUAUGCUAACAUUUUAGCUGUAUGUUAAUAUUUUCCUUUCAACCGAUUUUGGACGAUUGAUCGUAAUCAUCGAUAGCUUAUGCUAGGCUCCAUGCUAAAUGAGCCUUUAGCCGCAAAAGCAGUACAUAAUAAGUACUCGGUACUUAUGAACCAACAAUGAAGAUUGCA
Entelurus aequoreus (snake pipefish) is the source of this 4564-nucleotide messenger RNA. RefSeq lists its product as uncharacterized. Bases 2180 to 3547 code for a protein of 455 amino acids. The record is from RefSeq and is a predicted model, not a curated record. NCBI's taxonomy places the organism in Eukaryota, Metazoa, Chordata, Actinopteri, Syngnathiformes, Syngnathidae. Gene Ontology annotation, molecular function: protein binding. The transcript has 4 exons.